Molecule: messenger RNA, 991 nt
Organism: Ceratosolen solmsi marchali
Lineage: Eukaryota; Metazoa; Arthropoda; Insecta; Hymenoptera; Agaonidae
Gene: Secp43
Product: tRNA Selenocysteine associated protein
Exons: 5
Coding region: 36-947 (303 amino acids)
Molecular function (GO): RNA binding
Source: RefSeq, a predicted model, not a curated record
UAUUAAGUCAUUAAAAAGGUUAUGGAAAGAAUUUAAUGUUAUUAGAUAAAAUUGAAUGUAAAAUGUCCGGUCCUAUGGUUUUAUGUCAAUUGUGGAUGGGCGGGCUUGAACCAUAUAUGACGGAAAGUUUUAUUAUGAAUGCAUUUCAUAACAUGGGUGAACAACCACAAACAGUUAAAGUAAUGAGAAAUAGAUAUACUGGUGAACCAGCUGGCUACUGUUUUGUUCAUUUUCCAACUGAUGAAAUGGCCCUUGAUGCUAUGCAUAAAUUAAAUGGAAAAAUUAUUCCAGGAUCUAGUCCACAAGUCAGAUUUCGAUUAAAUCAUGCAAGUACAACAGGAAAACCAGCAGCUGAAAGAGAGUACAGUAUUUGGGUGGGAGACCUUUCGACAGAUGUUGACGAUUAUUCAUUAUAUAGAACAUUUGCUGCAAAAUACAAUUCCAUUAGAACAGCGAAAGUAAUAUUGGAUAGUUCAAGUUUUAGUAAAGGUUAUGGUUUUGUUAGAUUUGCUAAUGAAGAUGAACAAAAGGACAGUUUGGUUACAAUGAAUGGAUACAGAGGUCUUGGAACAAGAUCAUUAAAAAUAUGUAAUGCAGUUCCUCGGCCAUGGAAUAAAGUGACAGAUUCAAAUUCUGCUCCUUCAUCCUCAGACUAUUCAUCAGGUAUGUCUUCUGAUGCUUAUAACUACUAUGAUACAUCCUCGUAUUGGAACAGUUAUAGUGCUUGGCAACAAGGUUAUUAUGAAAGUGAACCAACUUCAGAUGGAUACAGUAAUUAUGUAUCUGAUCGUAAACCUGAAGAAGAUGAGCUAGAACUUAUCGAUCACUCAAUUCCAGUAGAUGUAGAUAAGUUAAACAGGGAAAUUAUUGAACAAGAUUACAAUUUGUGGGAUGCUUUGGAAAGUUCAAAAUGGAUUCCCUGUGACACUUUAGAAUUAUGUUAUUGAUAUUUGGAUAAUACGUAAACUUAAGAUACUAAUCGUAUGUAUUG